AUGUUUCAGCUUACCUCUCAAAACGGAUCUUUGAUAGAAAAAAAGCCUAUCUAUCUAUCUAUCUAUCUAUCUAUCUAUCUAUCUAUCUAUCUAUCUAUCUAUCUAUCUCAUUCUGUUCGUAGCAAUCUAUCUAUUUAUCUAUCUUAUUCAUCUAUCGAUCUCUUUCUGUUCAUAUCUAUCUAUCUAUCUAUCUAUCUAUCUAUCUCAUUCUGUUCGUAUCUAUCUAUCUAUCUAUCUAUCUAUCUAUCUCAGUCUGUUCAUAUCUAUCUCAUUCUGUUCGUAUCUAUCUAUCUAUCUAUCUAUCUAUCUAUCUAUCUAUCUCAGUCUGUUCAUAUCUAUCUCAUUCUGUUAGUAUCUAUCUAUCUAUCUCAUUUUGUUCGUAUCUAUGUCAUUCUGUUCGUAUCUAUCUAUCUAUCUAUGUAUCUAUCUCAGUCUGUUCAUAUCUAUCUCAGUCUUUUCUUAUCUAUCUAUCUAUCUAUCUAUCUCUAUUUUUCGUAUCUAUCUCAUUUUGUUCGCAUCUAUCUCAUUCUGUUCGUAUCUAUCUAUCUAUCUAUCUAUCUAUCUAUCUAUCUAUCUCACUCUGUUCAUAUCUUUCUCACUCUGUUCAUAUCUAUCUAUAUUUUUCCAGAGGAUGCAGAUUUUCUUGAUUUUGCGAGAGAACACAGCUUUUGCUGA
Acanthosepion pharaonis is the source of this 675-nucleotide messenger RNA. The record is from the annotation of a GenBank genome assembly. Lineage: Eukaryota; Metazoa; Mollusca; Cephalopoda; Sepiida; Sepiidae.